CAGGGAAAUCCGUAAAACUCAGAAGAGAUUCAGGGAAGUCGUAGGACAAUCCCGAACCGACUAACGUCAUCAUCUCCUUGUUCCUCAAAUGCUGUCAUUCUCUUCACCGAGAACUUCAACCGUCCUUGAAUCCAGGAGCAUGGAGUGGCAUCUUAAGAGCGAGGUACUAAAAAGUGAUUCAAGUUGUAGGCGGGUUAUCUCCGUCGGUGGAGAGGAACAGGCCAGCUAGCUUCGAUGGAUGCGUCAGCGGUGGUGUGGCUUUGCGAUGUGGUGAGUAGAUAACCAUUAAUCUUCCGCUACAGCGUGAAGCUGAACUUGAGAAGACCGAUGAUGAAUCUUCAAGCCCAGAGUUGCUCAAGUUCCGGCAUGAGCCUCAGAAUGAGACUCCUAUCUUCAAGACCUUCCAAACAAGAACUUUACCACAGUUCUUGUUCCUCACUUUUUUAGCAUAAGUACCCGCAAUCAGCAUCAGUAGGAAGAGAGAGGAGGACUGCGCCGGUCUUCUACCUUUAUUCCCUCUAUUAUCUCCUUCCUUCCGCAGAAGACAUCAAUCGCAACUCCGAAGAAAAAUGUUCGACGGUGGCGCUGGCAAUUAUUGGGCUAGCUUCUACGCACCUGAGGCUGAAAUCACGAAAAAAAUCCAACAACCCGAAACUUCAGUCGCUGACAUACUUGGGGAAGAUUCCUUAUUGCAGACAUUCCGAGAUGACGGGGAACAAGGUGUUUCUUUAUGACGUUGUUGCGCAUAUUCGUUGCUGAGGAGUAGAUGCAUGUUUGUACGAACUCAUAGUACUCAAGAACAUCCUCUUUCGUCAAGAACAAGUAGACCACAUUAAAGUCUGCUUACCCCGUUCAUACUCUUUUCCAAUCAACAUGAUCAACCUCAGAACUCCGACAAUGGUUAUGCCAAGAGCACCGCGCAAAGGAGCUUUUGAGCUAUAUCACAGUGGUGCCAGCUGGAGAUGCGUCCAGAGACAGAGCUCACAAGUUUCCCUUUCUUGUGUGCGAACUCUUCAACUGCGAGGUUCACGACUUGUUACACACCGUAGCGCAUUCGGAUGCGCUUUUGUCGUAUUUGUUUGCGUUUUUGCUGCGGAGUGAACGCGUGAGUCUUAGUACAACUUCUCCGACUUCUCCGAAUGUGAAGUCACCCAGUGACGGGCCAAAAGGCGAGGCUGAUGCAAGUAAUCCGCAAGACUCUACUGCAUCUAGUUCUUUGACGCCACAAGCAAGUGAUACACCUGCACCAAGCGACAGCAAGCCAGCUGGUACCGAAGAUGGAGAAGCAACUACUAAAGGCGAUGAUGACCACCCUUCUAAAGAACAAGAAGAUACCACAACAUCAACUACAGUUAAUCCUGAUGGUUAUGGUGCUGAUGCAAAGACGAGGAGUACGUCUACUGAAGGAACAACAUCUACUUCUACGCCACCUCCUCCUCCUGUCGUAACAGCAGAAGCAGACAAAGACUUCUCUAUAGAUGAGAGCAGAGACAUGAUUGACCUCGCAACUGGCACAUCUACAUCAUCAACUUCAGGAGGAUCCUCUUCAUACAGUGGAUAUGACGACGACGAUGAUGUGAAUCCUGUUCUAGCUGGAUACUUUUGCAAAGUCGUCUCACUACUUUUGCUCCAUUUCCCCGACAGACUAGGACCGUUUUUGAAAGCAAGGAUUGCGGAACUGUUGCAGGCUUUCUUGCGAUGUAUGCAUUGCCGGUCGAUUUUGGAGCUGUACACCCGCAUGCUGACGACAGAAGACUUGCACUUCCCAUCGGCGGUCUUUGUGAGGGAGAUGUUGCAGAAGCAUGGGAGCUAUCAUUAUGUUGAGAGGACAGUUUGGAGGAGUGCUCGUUACACAAGCUGCAGAAAAAAUCAACAAGAGGCAAUAGGCACCUCUAGAAGGUACUUGUUUACAUCUAAUCCCCAGAGAUUCCGCAUUUACUCGACGACUUGAUGUCGCAGAAAGAAAACCUGCAUGACAAAGGGAGGUCGAUCCUGAUCGAGUUAAUACGGUUUGGACCUGCCAGGUUGCUGUGCUCGGAGGACCGAGAUCAAGUUAGUGCUGCGGUCAGUCUGUGCAGCAGCAUCUUUCAGAUCUGCUUGGAAGACCGUACCUCCACUACUUCUACUUUUCUCUCUGUGUUACCAACUCGAGCAACUUGAAUUUUCUGUAAAGGCUCCACUUUGAACACAUUCGUUCCAGUAGCAGUAGUAGAAGCAACAUCAAGUUGUAGCAUGUGGAACCAUUCUUGUUGAUUCCCAAGAAUUAUACCUCAGUCCGCUACGACGAUACUUCUCCCGGAUGCCAGACCUAUCCGUACCACGAGGACGAAUACUACGACGAUACUCACAUCGAAAUUGCACUGGAAGAGCCGGAUGAUGCUGGCAUGGUCGGUCGAGAAGGAACGAAAGAGGAAGAGCAUCAUGUGCCUGAACUCGAUCCCUUUGCCGUAGACCUAGAGGGAGGCUCACCUGAGAGGGAAGAAGACGAGCACCAUGGAGAGGUGCCGUUGAGCGAGAAACAGCUGUCGGAUGAUGAAGUAUGGUCCGGUGCACACGACGAUGUUGAGCUGCCGGAGACGUCAAACAUUCAUCUGGUUGCGGAAAAUAUUAGUGGUGAUGCACCCGGCGCGCCAGGGGAUUGUACGAAAUCUAAAGAAGGGACGAGCGAUGACUGUGGAUCAACCACUGCUGCAAGUACUUCAGGUGCAGUAGUUCCAUCAGAAAAAGACAGCAACGACGCGGCCACGGCCUCUGAUAGUGCUUUACCCGCCUCCAGUACUCCGGCAGAUGAGGAGUCCACAGGAUCAGAACUAGACGCUUUAGCAGAUGAUACUUCGUCUGAUGAUCCUCGCUCUGAUAGUUCAUCCUCCAAUGUCAGAAGAACUGGCAGCUUUUCUCCCUCAAGUUCUAGGUCGAGGAAUAUCGCUCCGUCGUCCUCUACAGGCGGUGAUGCUCUAGGACCAGACCAACCUGAGCUACCUCCUUGUUCUCUAGUACUAGAGAAUCAAGACGCGUCAUGUGUCACUAACGAGCUUGAAGUGGCGUUCCAUGAGUUUUUGGCUGCUUUUGAGGCUUCGUUUGACGACAUCAGUAAGCGGAUGGACGUCUUCAUCUCAAGAGCUAGGAAAUUGGAUAAAGCAGACUAUGUUCCGAAGGUUGCGAAUAUAGCAACAUCCGAUGCAGACUUUGCUCUGAAGGUUGAGGACAUAGGGACAUCCGAUGAAGAACCAAGAGCAGUGGUGAAAGAAGCUCGUAAGGCUAACGUUCAGGAGAUGAAAAGCGUCGACAAGAAGAACAAAAUCGAGUCUGACAUCGUAAUAGCAGGUGACGUAGAUCUACUCCUCGCAGAGGAUGAAAAGAAACAGGGAACGUCUACCACCUCGCCUUGCAGUGACCAGACGACAAUAGGAAGUGGCGCCGAAGCUGCUAGCGUUGGGACGGUAAAGGAAUCGUCGAGUACCAGUUCGACUUCGCUGGAGCUGUAUAACGUGUUCGAGUUGGUGUGCUUGUUUACGUCUUUUGUGACGUUAUGAAUGGACGAUUACGAUUCAGCAAAUACGCAACAACUAGCCUCAAACAGAAGAAUAAGGAUUUGACUUUCACCAGAUGACCAUUUCCCUGUCGAUUUCAGAUGACCUAAAUAUCUGCUCUGCUAUCUCUAACUUCCGCCGCUUCCUCCCUCACGGCAGCACGCCUGUCCGUCCUCCUAACCAAAAAAGUGCCACAAAAAGGGAUUGAGCUGUUCUUCCUACGACCAUGGAACAGCAUACUUCAUAACAACAUCGUACUGUUGUUAAGGGGGAUCCUGAGUUCGGACGCAUUGGCUGCGGAGCAGAAACAUUUAUUCUUGGAGGAGACCGACUUCAUUGCCAAGGCAGCGGAUGCAUUAGGCCCACCCCCACCUCGGGACAUGGAGCCAAAAGUAGCAGCGUCGAAAUUUCAAAGGAAAGGUAUCCAUUUGCAUGCGAAAGACCAUUUGUAGCCAUUUUGGCGCAGGUUUGGUAGCACUCCAACCAGGUACGCAAACCGUUCAGAAAGCCUCUUGCUGACGGGUCGCGCUCCGACUCUCGUCUUUCAAAAAGGUGGGGCGUGGGUCUGCCAGCCUGAGCCGAAAAGGAGCGCGCCCCCUUUCAGGCCUCCCUGGUGUUGGUCUUUUCGAAAACGUGCAAGAGGUAGAGGGCUACGGCUGCGGAACUGAGACAGGGGAAAACAGGAGUAGGGGGCGCGGCCCGAAAUCAGCGAGAAAGACAGGACAAAAAGCCGGCAAAGCUAUACGCGCGGCACCUCGCGUCGAUGUGUGGAGGGGGGCCACGGAUCGCCAUGACGCCAGCGGCGCCGGCAGUGAGUGUUUGGCCUUAGGUUGGCCCAGAUGGGCCAGCGCAACCCUUCCACUGAAAGCCUUUGCCGCGUUGCUGUCUGUGGGGCGGGCUGGUAGUGUUCUGCACAGUUGUCGCCAUGCAUCGGCUAGCAUGCACCUGGAUGAGCGCGCGCACUUCUCGCGUGGCUUAUCAACACUUCACCCACCAAAGCGACGGCACCAGGCCAAAUCGGUCCGGAGUCUGGCUGAUUGAGCUGGCGCGCCUCGGGUCAUGGCUUGGCGUGAAAUAUGUCCAGGCGGAACCUGGCUUCGACUGGUCUCCUGCGCGAGGCGACGGAGCGCCAUGAAGCGGAGAAAGAUGUAUUGGUGAGAAUGAACGCCAACGCACAGACCGCGCACGGCUGAGCCCAUGCGUGCCGUGACUCUACUCCCCCCACAGUGGAGAGCGCCCGCGGCUUACUGGACCAAGCUGCGGCUGGCGUCUUUUUAGAGCUGGCAGAUUACUCCUGAAGCCUCACAGGUGGAGGCUUUGAGGUUUGCGCGCAGUCUUGUGGUUUCUUCUUUGCGUGUCUCUUCGUUCGGUUGCCGCACGUGGUUCGGCCCCGCUGGGGUUGCUGGCUCCUUGUCGGAUUUUGGUAAGAUCGUGCGGGGAGGCUCUGCCGCGUGAGUGCAUCGCUUAACCUUGUGGGGGCUGGUUUCUUUUAGUGGUGGCGGGGUGGUCGUGUGUGCUUUUUGAAGUGUGUGGGCUGUGGGACAUUCGUCGCCAGUUGGUUCGGAGCUUUGCAUGCAAGGGCAGGCUAGCUUAGCCAGCUACGGCUCUGGCGCUGGGCCACGCUGGGCAGGCUUCCCGCUUCGGUUCGCCGGCGCGCGUACGUUGGCCAGCAUGUGCUACUGGGCGCGGUACAUGUUUUUGCGAUGUACAUGGAGGGAGAUAGGCACAGAGCAGAGGUGGUCGAGGCUGAUGGGGCUUGCCGCUUCUUCGUCUUGAUCGUCUGUCGCCGCUGGCUUAGUUUUUGCGCCAUUUAUGUGGCCACUUGUGUUGGCUCAGGCAUGGACGGCAACAGCUUUCUUCUACCGAAUUCGUUGCGUUUAGCGGGAGGGCGCGCUGCUGUUGGUUCUUUGCCAAUAAAAAUGCUAAAGGCGCGCACAGGUGGCCCCUUCUGCCUCGGUCUCACUCUUGCAGCAGGGAAGAUGCAUGAAGGGCCGCGAUGCUGAGCGCUAGGUACGUAGGUAACUGGUUGAAAAAAGCAAGGGGUCCCGCAGAGGAAUAGAGAAGCUUGAGGUUUGCAAAUGUAAUUAUGGUAGGCCUUGCCCGGCCGCGGUCUCCCGACUUUUGACUCUGGUUGGUUGCCUCUAGAGAUAUGCUAUGGUAUUCGUUUCUUCUUCUAGGAAUCCUCUGACUGUCUGAUCUUUACAAAGGGCUUAGAAGUAGUUCCACGGCUUUCUUUUGCCAGCCUGUUUUUGUUACGAGGAACUACUUCCUCGUCUCCGUCUCGCUGAAGAUGGUAGGAGCAAGAUGGCCAUUCGAGUCGCAUGAUGAUGUAGUGGUCGAUAACUGAGUCGAACAUCCUAAGAUAUUGAUCCUGUGUGUCCAAACGAGAAACAGAACGCAACAUCAGGUUACUACCCCCAUCUCAUGGAGAUGAUAGAAGAUUUGGAGGCCUGGAGCAAUUACACUCUAGCAGGGAGCGGUAGGCAAGAUUACCUUUUGUGUCUGGAGCAUUUGUCUUGGUGGAAAAGGGUAAUAAUGGCCCACCAGAGGAGUCCUCCGCAUUCCGCAGGCAGCACCAAUCAACACGACGACGUAGACAUCACGUUGGCGAUGGACGGGAGUGGCGCGAAUGAUAAUAUUUAGGGCAACAACAUGUCACCGAUACCGUGUCUUUUGAAAAACAAAGACGGACCCCCACGCUACCGUACUUAUAAGAUCUUACUCAAUCUUAAUACAUGCAACUCCUGGAACUACUACGGUGUAAAUCUCCUGUCAAUUAUCUCUCACUCUCUCUAAUCCCGGCUUCUUCUUCCCUCUCUCGGAACAGCGACAAGUGGGAAUAUCUUACCCUCAUCAGCAGAAGCAGACGACAACGAUAUGAAGGCUUCAUCAGCUACAGGAGGUGGCAUUGGUUGUUCUGGUGGUCUGAACAGUGGAGAAAACAUCAACAUUCUAGGUGGAAGAUCAGGCGAGAUAGAACGACUAGUGGAGGAGGAUCAGAUCAUAGAACCAGGAGGUGGAGCUCAGGAAGAUGCUGGCUCGUUCUGGGCCACAACUGGUUCUGCUUUUUCAGCAGCGACAGAGAGGACCAGUAGUAGCGAAAGUGACAGAAGACCCGACUUGUUCGCGUCCACAUUUGUUCAAGGGGAAGAUCCGGUCGCAAGCGGCACCGAUGCUGCAGAAAGUUCAUCCACAUCGACGCCUGCAGGUUCAUCUGCUCAGCCUGAAAAUCAAGGCUCCGCUUUUUCCUCCUCUUCUGACCCUGAGCAGCUCUACGAAGAGCCCCAACGUGGAGGAGCAUCAUCAGUCUCCUCUUCGACAACAGCCGACCAUGUCCGAGUCUCACUGAACAACCCUGGGAGUGGAGUACGUGGCUCUGCGAUAGAGCAGUACCAUUUGCCGGCAACGGAUAGCGAUGAGGACUUUGAGAUUGAGCAUAGGGUAUUCGAUGCCAGAGGUGAAUCGGGUUCGGGUUCGGGUUCGGGAGGAGGGGCUUUGUCAGUUGAGAGGCAUGAGGCAUGGACAAGUGUGGACUUCAGGAUAUUGCCGUUGGCUGGUAUUUCUCCAUGUUGUACUUCUUCUUAGGAGUGAGUUAAAUUUUCAUGCUAGUAGUAUGUGUUGAUUCAAUUUCAAAUUUUAAUUUUGAAGUUCUUGGAGCUAUACUACGGUACAACCAAUUGUUCUACAUAAUUCGAAAUCCACAUAAACUUCAACAACAGCAGCAUCUACACAUCCACUUCACCAACAGCAGCUCCAGACCCGAUAGCCGACAGCCUCCAGGGUCUUGUUAUGCCUAGCGCCGGACACAUCAAUACCGCUUCAGGUUCACAGUCCACUCCUGUUGGGUCAUCAGUGUCUCCCCCUGGGUCCACGUCUGCCGCGACGGCGCCCAUAACGUCUCCUGCAGUGUCUCCCCCUGGGUCCACGUCUGCCGCGACGGCGCCCAUAACGUCUCCUGCAGUGUCUCCCCCUGGGUCCACGUCUGCCGCGACGGCGCCCAUAACGUCAA
This is a messenger RNA of Amoebophrya sp. A25, 7539 nucleotides long. The record is from the annotation of a GenBank genome assembly. Lineage: Eukaryota; Dinophyceae; Syndiniales; Amoebophryaceae.